CAACAUGUGACCUCCAAAGCUUCCCAUAGUGUCUUUCCUGAUCACCACAUGUGCUGUUUUAUUUUUGGAGAAGUCUUGCACAUGGGUCAUAGUUAUGCUCACACUACUAUGAGAUGUCUGAUCGUCAUAGACCGGCUGAAAUGUUGUUGGUGAAUAUUUACCUGGAUAUCACACUUGGGUCGGCUAACCAAUCAGAUGCUUGAUUUUCUAUGGGGGUGGUUACUACUAUGGACCCAGAUUCGGCCCGGCAACCGCAAGCCCCGGCCCUUCAGCAGGGCACGUUAAGUGGGCAUGCCCUAGUAGGGGCCGGGCCAGGGCCUCGUGGAAAGCACUAUGUUUGUGGCUCGCUUGCUGCGUUCACUAACAUCAUCGUGACAUUUCCCAUUCAGAAAGUUCUGUUUCGCCAGCAGCUGUACGGAGUUCGUGUAAGCGAAGCCGUCCAUCAGCUCCAGAGGGAGGGGCUUAGAAACCUCUACCGCGGGCUGUUGCCUCCUCUACUACAGAAGACAACAACCGUAGCCAUCAUGUUCGGCCUGUACGAGGAUUUUUCUCGGCUGCUCUUGCGACACGCUCGACGUAGCGGUGCGCCCGAGCUCGUCACGCGGAGCGCCGCCGCAGCGCUGGCCGGGAUGGCCGAAGCCGCCCUCACGCCGUUCGAACGAGUACAAACGCUACUUCAGGACCACCGACAUAACAGGCGUUUCAACAACACGGCGCACACUUUCCGGACACUUCUACAAGACCAUGGCGUGAGGGAGUGCUACCGCGGGCUGGUCCCCAUUCUGUUGCGUAACGGGCCCAGUAACGUUCUCUUCUUUGGGCUCCGUGGGCCCAUCAAGCAACGGCUGCCAGAGGCACGAAACUGGACAGGUCACAUGGCCAAUGACUUUGUGUGUGGCGGCCUGCUAGGGGCAGCUCUGGGCAUCAUGUUUUACCCACUGAAUGUGGUCAAAUCUCGAGCCCAAGCCCAAGUAGGGGGCGAGUUUGUGUCCUGCAGCCAGGUGCUGAUGACAGUGUGGCGGGAGAGAGGUGGAAGCAUCGUGCUGUUGUUUCGUGGGGCGACACUAAACUACCACAGAUCACUGCUCUCAUGGGGUAUCAUCAACGCAACCUAUGAGCUUCUUCUGAAAGUUUUCUGAGGGACAAAAAGCAGACGGAGUGGAUAACAUAAGGGGGAACUGUAAAAUAGCCAAACAAAUGAAAUGUUCAUUAUCGACCAGACGUCACUCUUUAAAAGAGGUCUGGACACUUGCACCUCACAAUAAAUAUCUGUGUAACUUAUGAAUAAACAGAUUCCAAAGACUGUUGCCUAAAUAUAAAGUUCACUCAUAUUACUUGGCUACUAUAAGUGUUGUGAAAUGUAACGCCACCUGUAGUGGCACUAGUACUAGUUUUUAGUCACUUUCUAGGGGGCGUUUGGGGUGUUGCACUACUGACAAACAUUUGUACUUCAUUGAAAACACGCCAAGAGGUUAACCAGAUAAGCAAUUUCUGGACUAGAAGAUAGCAAACUGUGUGGAUCACUCAGUGUUUUAAAAUGUUAAGUUAACUUGUCUGGGUGUUCAUAACAGCAUUUGUGGACCACGCUAUGAGAAAAGUCCAUGCUGUUAUUUUGCCAAACCAAUUAAUUCUAAUGUAUUCAUUUCAAAGGUGGAAAUUAUAUUUUUAUGUAUCAAAUGUUUUGUGAUAAUUGUGGGUGAGAAGUAAACAUAAUUCUUCAAA
Molecule: messenger RNA, 1722 nt
Organism: Paramisgurnus dabryanus
Lineage: Eukaryota; Metazoa; Chordata; Actinopteri; Cypriniformes; Cobitidae
Gene: slc25a51b
Product: solute carrier family 25 member 51b
Biological process (GO): mitochondrial NAD transmembrane transport
Cellular component (GO): mitochondrion
Molecular function (GO): NAD transmembrane transporter activity
Source: RefSeq, a predicted model, not a curated record